Centropristis striata (black sea bass) is the source of this 4023-nucleotide messenger RNA. RefSeq names its product KIAA2013 ortholog. The record is from RefSeq and is a predicted model, not a curated record. NCBI's taxonomy places the organism in Eukaryota, Metazoa, Chordata, Actinopteri, Perciformes, Serranidae. The transcript has 4 exons. Bases 910 to 2772 code for a protein of 620 amino acids.
ACAGAAUAUAUUUCCAUGAUGAAUUAUGCGCCGCUGCAUUCAUGACACUAAGUAGCGGCCGAAUUCAGCCAGGAUCAGUUAAAUAUUCAGGUUUAAUCCACUUUAUGGUUUUUACUUGAUAAAUCGUGGAGAUUCAACCUUAAAGCAUCUUCUUCCAUUUUCACAAAUAUGUGUCAGAGUGCUGAUGCCAGAGACACAUUCAUGUCGUGAACUGAUUUUGAAAUUGCGGCGCUGGAUUUAUUUAUUUAUUUUUUAUUAAACUGAUAAGAACAGAUACUACACUUGAUCUUAGCCAAAGGUCCGAGAGCGGCGCUGAAGUUAAGCAGGACGUCCAAUUACGCAAUGACGCACAGCUGCACACUCCGAAGGCUGUCCCAUUUGUGCAUUACACCAGUCAAAGGAAGGACUCUUGCCUUGCCUUCGGAGGACCCGACUCUGAAGGAAGGAUCCUACCAAGGAAGGAUCCUUGACAUUGGGACACAGCUAUGGUCUGCUCCCCGUAUCGGAAACAAGAUGGUGACGAGUGUAACGCUGAACUUGGAUGCUUCCAACGGGCCACAAUCCAAUGGUAGUGACAGACCAGAAGUGUCCUGAGUUCCUGAAGUCAGCUGUUGUUGUUUCAACCUGGAGCCAAACAACAACCAAACAACAACCAAAUGACCUGAAAUACAGCGACUCUGCGACGGUCACAUGCUGCAGCUGGAGGAUGUGACAACAACCACGAUGCAACAAACAACAACUCAUUUCCAGCCGUUGUCGUUGUGACGCUAGCUACAUGCUAAGCUAACUAGCCACAGGCUAGCCCAGCCAGUUUGUCCGCUUCGUGCUGGUGAAUAAUGAUCUGACUUCCUAACAUUGUAACCUGAGCACACUGGGCCGUGUUUAGACGUCUUCCAUCGUUUAACCAGGAUGUGGCUGCAGCAGAGGCUGAAGGGUCUGCCGGGCUUGUUGUCCAGCAGCUGGGCUCGGAGGCUGCUGAUCGGGCUGCUGCUCUUCAUCAUCUUCUACUGGUACCUGGGAGCAGAGACCAGCUGGAGGCUCUUCAGCGGCUCGGCCAUGCCCGGCGGGGCGGCCGGACAGUGCCUGCUGGCUGAGAUCCACAGGUGGAAGUCUCUGGUGGAGCGGGGAGAGGGGAUCUACAGCACACCUCAGGAACCACUAGACACACCGUUUGUAUCCGGUAACGGCCAUAUUCUCAUUGACAUUGACUCUAACAAACUUUGGGUUGCGUCGUCCUCACAGCCCGGGUCUGCUCCGGUCCACCAGACUGAGUACUCCCCGAGAGUCGGCGUCCACCUGGAGGGGCGGCGGGCCGAGGUCCAGGCCUCCAUGCUGUGGUUCCGGAAAGGAGCCGUGCUGUCGGUCCGCUGCGCCUCACCAGCCGCCCUGCAGUCAGCCCGGGACUGUGUCACCAUCAGAGAGGAGUUCAUCGCGCACAGGAGCAGACCUAACGUCUAUGUCCAGCGGAUCCACAUCAACAACCCGUCUGACAAGACCGCCUUCUUCGACAUCUCCUCGGAGAACCCCUCCUUUGGUAGCAAGUUCUCCACCAGUGUGGAGAAACUGGAGGACAGAGACAUAGUGCUGUCCUCCGGCAGAGUGCCUGUGGAGAAUAACCGCAUGGUGCUGGUGGUGGUGGUUUCCAAGAAGCUCAACAGCAGGAUCCAGGUCCCUGCUAAACUAGAGCACAAAGACAACAUCCUGUCGGUGGUGUGGACCUCAGAACCGAUCGAGCCCUCCAAGCUGGAGGAGACCUUCAGCACCCUGAGAGAUGGAGCCAAGAAGGAGCUGGGGGAGCUGCUGAGGGCCAGCGUGGAUGACCUGGUUGGAGACCAUCAGCAGGCCUGGUUGGACCUCUUCAUCUCAGGCGUAGAAAUGAGGAAGAUCACAGACUCUCACACACCAUCGAGUCGCACAGUGAACACCACCCUCUACUACAUCCUUUCCUCUUCAGUGGCUCCCAUGCUGGAUCGAAGGCUGAAUGCUGAGGAGCGCCUUCGUCUUGAGUCCAGCCUCAACUACGCUGACCACUGCUUCAGCGGCCACGCCACCAUGCAUGCAGAGAACCUGUGGCCCGAGCGGGUGAGCAGCGCGGCUCAGAUCCUGCAGCUGGUCACACUGUGGACUCUGACUCUGCAGAAGAGAGGCUGCAAGGUGCUGGUGGCAGCCGGAGCCCACGGAGCCAUGCAGGGUAUGGUGCUCAGCUUCGGCGGCCUUCAGUUCACAGAGAACCACCUUCAGUUCCAGGCUGAUCCAGACGUGCUGCACAACAGUUACGCCCUGAGAGGGAUCCAUUACAACCAGGACCUCAUUAAUCUGGCAGUGCUGUUGGAUGUGGAGGGGAAGCCUUUUCUUCACGUGUCGGUGAAGCAGCAGGAGAAACCGGUGAAGCUGUACGCCUGCGAGGCCGGCUGCCUCAAUGAGCCUGUGGAGUUGACAUCAGAGGUCAAAGGUCACACCUUCCCUGUGAUGGUGACUCAGCCCAUCACACCGCUCCUUUACAUCUCCACAGACCUGCGCCAUCUGCAGGAUCUCCGCCAUACGCUGCACCUCAAGGCCAUCCUGGCCCACGAGGAGCACAUGGCCAACAGAUACCCAGGCCUGCCCUUCCUCUUCUGGUUCAGUGUGGCCUCACUCAUAACGCUCUUCCACCUUUUCCUCUUCAAGCUCAUAUACAACGAGUACUGUGGCCCCGGCGCUAAGCCCCUCUUCAGGAGCAAGGUCGCCCACAAAAGUGAGGAUGGCUGCUGUGACACCAGGACUGCUGCUUGAACGCUACAGUGCUAUGGCGACAUUCAACAUGUGGUAGUGGUUCUGCUUAUUCUUUGGCAGCAUUGGGACACAUUAAUGGGUGUGCUGGUGCUGAAUGACAUCUACUUUACAUUUACAGUUUACUACUAUCCUGUGGAGUGAUAGCACCCACAGAUCUGCCGGGAGACAAUGUCCAGGCUGUAGCUUUAAAACUGGGAGUCACUUUAAAAACGAAUAAGGCUGUAAAUAAUGAUUGUCAGGGUAAAUCUGCUUAGAAAAGUUGUUAGAAAAUCUUCAAAAAUGGCUAUCACAAGUUUAUAUAUUUCAAUUUCUUCUUUUGUCUGACCAACAGUCCAAAACCUGAAGAUUUUCAAUGAAAGAAUAAAAAAACAGCACAUUUUCUCAUUUGGAAACUAACUAUGGGCUGCAGCCUACAGAGGUCUGAUAGUGCACUUUUUUCUAAUCCCUUUUCUUUUCAAACUUGUAGUCUUCAUACCAAACCAGUGCUGACUCGAGUAACAUGACCUAAGGACAUCUAUAAAACUUGCCACAGCUCCCUCUCGAGACCCUCGAGGCAACUUUACAACUUCUGUCACACACGUAGCGAAACAUAAUGAUGUGGAGUUCCUACUUAGCCAACCUUGCCCAGAAUGAUUAGGAUAAUCUUAAAGGUAUGCCCCAUGAUGUAUAGGAUCCCGUUAUACCCAAUAACUAAAACUGACCACCCCUGAACAGCUGUGAUGGCAACUUUGCUAAUUGACAAAAGUAGAAUUUGGUAGCUUCCAAAGAUAAUAUUUAAGUUAGUGGGUUUUGAAGCAUACAAGAAAAGCAAGAAGAAUGUCUCUAGUAGGUCUGUGAGGCAGCAACAUGCUAAUGUGCUCACAACCAUGAAGUUAAUGUAAUGUUUGCCAUGCUGACUAGCUUGGAUUAAUGUGUUAGUAUACUGACAUUUGUUGAUAAGAACAAUGAUUUACCAUGACACCAUUUAAUGGGGAUCCCUCAAAUAGUUGUUGGACAGACAUUGACAUCCAUAGAGCUAUUGCAUUGGAGCAGAAUAAAACCAGCAUGUUAUUUGUCUGUGAGUAAACCCUGUCGAUACCACACUUACAUUGUAAUUGAAGGAUCUUUUCAUCUCAGUGCCUACACAUCUUCUUUUACCACUGAAUUGUCAAAAGUACACACUGGGGCCAUCUACUAAAUUAUAGCUGCUCAAAGUUAAAUGAUCUGUAGUGUGUGUGUGUGUGUGUGUGUGUGUGUGCGCGUGUGCGCGUG